This is a messenger RNA of Pseudoliparis swirei, 1393 nucleotides long. RefSeq lists its product as uncharacterized. Lineage: Eukaryota; Metazoa; Chordata; Actinopteri; Perciformes; Liparidae. The record is from RefSeq and is a predicted model, not a curated record. The transcript is spliced from 8 exons. The coding region runs from base 434 to 1303 and encodes 289 amino acids.
AGCGAGCACCCGGCGGACUGGGUGAGGCGGGGGGAGGGGAGAAGAGACGAGACCGAGCAACACCAACGACUACGUUAGCGGCUAACGCAGCGCCGCCGAGCUAAUGUGGAGGCCGGGCCGAGCGCCUUAACGCCGGGGAACACCCGGGGAGGAGAUGUGUCCGACCGACAGGAGGCGAUGGGGGAGUACGUCCUGCAGUUUGGUAAAUACAAGGGGAAAUUAUUCAGAUGGCUCCUAGAAAAUGACAUUGGCUACGCCAUCUACCUGAUGAAAACGGUAGAAGAAGAGGAGAGACCUGCUCAGCCAGAUGAGCCCCUUGUGGCUAAAGCUUCAGUAAAAGCGAAGACUCUGCUGCCGGUCCCUCCUCAGCUGCUCGCCAUCGCCCCUCAGCUUGUGAGGGAAGAUCAGGAACCCAACGUGUUGAGGCCAACACAUGCAAAGCCAGCGUCCCACACUUCUUCUGCAGAGCCGGGGAUACCAGCAGCACCAUUCCUUCCUGGGGAUUCACCAUCUCAGAAUAAGGCCCCUGUGGACACACGGAGACACACGGUCCUGGAUCAAGCUCCUCCCGUCUCUGUCGACGCUUCACCCCAGCUUGCAGCCUCUGUCCCUGGUCGUGAUCAGGAUGUGGCUCAGUGGCUCUCAGCAGCAGAGGCUGUGGAUGAAGGCGGAGCUAGAGGGGUUGGGGCUGUGGCCAGGGUCACGUCCAGUACGCCACCUGAUGAACAGGCCGUCCCUGUGGCGUCAUCCACCUCAAGCGGAGCUCAUUGACUCGAUCUCUGACCUGCCGUCCCCGAAGUACUUCCAGCUUCACCCUUUUUUCAUCUGGAAGCCGGAGCACGCGCUCAUGGAGAGGGGACUGCUGUGCUGCCUUCAGGGUCCUGCAGGCUGGAGCUCAGGAGCAGCUCUUGUGGGACUGCUGGAGGACCUCAGAGGCAUUGUCUGGGAACCUGGAGAACACCAGCGCCUCAAGGACCAAGUUCAACAACGAUAUAACCAUCAAGUUGAACUUGUUCCACUGCAUGCGGCGCUUCAGUCUCGGAGCAUCACUCUCUCUACACCUUUCUGCCAGUUCCUCUCUGCAGCCUUCCUCGUUGUGGACCAGGGAGAUCUCCAGAGGCUCCAGGAGGCGAACACCUUCUGUGGGAUCUCCUCCAAAUCCCACUCAGCUGCACAUGAGAGCGCUGCAGGUGAAGGUGCCACAGCCCCAAGAGCUGCUGCAGAGGGUGGAAGACGUCCUGCUUCACUUCUACCUGAGCCGGGGAUACCAGCAGCACCAUUCCUUCCUGGGGGCAGAUGUUAAGGGACAUUUCACACAACAACUCUGCCUGUUCUAAUGACAGCGACCAGAACUCGGUUAGGAGCAGCGGACCAAACACACGUCUGUGUCGCC